AUGCACAGCGCGCCCGGGAGUCUCUCGCCGCGGCAAAAGAUCGCUGUCGUGCGGGACCCCGACAUGCUCACGAGCACGUCCGAGGUGCGGCCGUACAAGACGUACCCGUUCCACGGGCUCCAGCAGUCGCCCACCAAAGGUCCUGGGAAGCGCCUCAAGCACAUUGGCAAGAAGAGCCACGCCACCGCGGCCAUCGGCGACCCUUGGUACCCGUUGGGCCGGCCCUUCACGCCCUUGUCGUCCGUCUCGCCGGCGUCGGUGGUGUCGCACCUGGCCCACGAGCCCCACCCACCGGUCAAGCCCACAGAUCUGGACCAAGUGGAAGGUUGGCUCAAGAGCUUGGAGGCCGAAGCGCAGCACUUUACCUCGUACUUUCUCUUUUGCGAAAUGAAGUUUCAGCAGACGGCGGUGCUCGCGUCCGGGAAGGACGUGCCCAACCGGUUGCGCACCGCGGUUGCGUUCUACUGCCUCCAGCAAGCCUCGUCGAUCUUUGGCCGCUACCAAAGCGUCCUCGACACCAUCUGCCUGAACCUCGGCGCGGCGAUCUACACGCAGUUUUCCGGCUUGCGUCGCGGCAACCCGCUCACAGCGCUCGAGUGCUACCAAGCCGGCGUGACGUACUUUGAGCAGUGCCGGACGCUCCAAGCGCAAAACCAAGAGCUCAAGCAGAGUCCGUUCUUGUAUCGUGUGAUGCGCUCUGAGGUCGGCCUAGGCAACGUCGAGACGGAAGCCACGAUCAUUCGGCUGCAGCAACAACUUGCGCAGCUGGAGACGCAGAACCAGCUUUUGCGGCAGCGGACCUCGGUUGUGAGUGCAUAUGGUCGCCCCCACGCCCUCUCGGACGCGGUGACCCACGAACACGUCGGGCUCGUUGUCAACACGUUCCAAGGCCUCGAGAAGAACGACCAGCUCCAAUUGAUUGUGGGGCUCGUCGAGCACCUCGGGUCGGAUAUUCACACGGACGCGCUGCUCAUGAUGAUCGACAACCUCCCGCCGCAUGCGCGUCAGCAGCUCAUCGACCAGCUCUUCCAGGAACACGCCCAGGACUUGCGCGCAAAAGCCGAGGCCGAAGCCGCGAUCGAAGAGGUGCGUCGGCGGCACGAAGACGACGACCGGCUGCGGGCGCUCCACGAAAAGUACCAGUCGCUGAUCCUCGAUGUCUUGAACGGAACGCCCGUCGCAUCGCUCGACGUGCCCUUGGCCGAUCGAGAGACGAUGGAAGCGCUCGGGCGCGUCGUCGACGCCCUCGGACGCGAGAAGGACCGCGUUGCGAAGCUGGAGGCCCGCAUUUUCGCCCUCAACGUCACCCGCUCCAAGGCGCACAAGACGAUCGAGAGCUCGGCCAACACGCGCUGCGCCGAGCUCGAGGCGACGAUUGCGGCUCUCGAAGCCGAGAAGCGCGAGCUUCACGACACGUGUACCAAGCUCGAAGACCAAGCGCGGCGCUGUAGCACAACCGACGUCGCGACGCAGGUCAACAAAGCCGAGCUCCGCCAAAGUCUGCUCCAACCCGAGAAAGAGCGGUCGAUCGUCACGUCGGCCGCAACACCCGCGACUUGGCUCCAAGUCGGCCAAGGCCCCAAAGUCCAAAAGCGAUUUGCUGGGCUAUACACCAUGAUCCAAGACGCCAACUACUCGGUCUCGAGCGUCAAGCGCAUUUUGUCAAAGAAGCGACCGCUCUCGCUCGUCGAGAUGCAUGUGACGAUCGCGGGGCUGUACCAAAGCAAACUGUGCCAGGACAUUGCCGACGACAACAUGCACCGGCACCGCGACGGCCUGUCGCAGAUGCUGCUCGACGCCUACACUGUCUAUUACGGUCUGAAAGAGCUCGCGAUGGGGCAGCUCAUCCACCUCGACACGGCCGUGCGUCGAUUUGCCUCUAAAAGCAGCCGCAUUCGGCUCUUUGGGCUCCUCGUGGGGUCGCUCGAGCCCGGCAGUUUUGCGUCGUCGGCCCAAGCCAUCGACUUCUUCUUGUUCGUUGUCGGCGUCCUCUUCAACAUUGGCAACUACCGACUCAACGCCGACAAGGCCAUGGCGAACGUCAAGCAGCUCAAAGCGUGGUUUGGCGACGGUGUACCUGGCAGUGCGAAUUGCGCGACGCUCAAAAUGGACAAGCUCGUCCAGACCGUCCACGUGGUCUUUGCGUACAACCACGUCACGCCGGCGUUCCUGGACGAGCUCAGCAGCCUCCAAACGGCGAGCGGCGACGUCGACUUGGACUUGGCGCUGGAGAAAAUCAUGUUUUACUGGCUCACGCUGUAUGGUCAGCAGAUCGAGACGAUGCGCGCGGUGUUUGGCCUCGCCGACAAGGACGGCAACGGCGUCCUCGACUUCCAAGAGUUCAGCCUCGUCGUACACCAUUUGGACCCCGAGUGCCACCGCCGCGACGUCCUCGCGCUCUACAACCGCGUCGCGGGCGCUGACAACGUCAUUGACAUCCACGAGUUUGUCGUGGGCAUGAUUCUACACCAGCGGGAUUUGAUGCUGCAGUCGUACUUUGCCGCGCCAAGUGCCAAGCCGCCUCCGUCGCCGCCGCUCCUCGAUGCGGCCAGCGACAAGAAGGUCAUGUCCAAAACCGAUACGACGCAGCUCGCCUUCAACGUCUCCCAUCGGCUCUCGACGCUUGUCGACCAAAUGCAAUCGCGCGAAGCGAGCGAUUCCCUCCUCGCGUCGGUCGCUGACGACGACGAUGAAAAGUCCGCCGAAGAGCGACUUGUUGAAGAGAAGGCUGUGCAGUGGGACGCGCAUAUCGAUGACGUUGUGUCGCAGUUCAUGGGCCACGUCGAAGCGCGUCCAUCCACCCACGGGCGCGGCACGGUCUCGUAG
Saprolegnia diclina VS20 is the source of this 2826-nucleotide messenger RNA. RefSeq lists its product as hypothetical. The record is from RefSeq and is a predicted model, not a curated record. NCBI's taxonomy places the organism in Eukaryota, Oomycota, Saprolegniomycetes, Saprolegniales, Saprolegniaceae. The transcript has 12 exons. Gene Ontology annotation, molecular function: calcium ion binding. The coding region runs from base 1 to 2826 and encodes 941 amino acids.